Messenger RNA from Protopolystoma xenopodis, 354 nucleotides. Lineage: Eukaryota; Metazoa; Platyhelminthes; Monogenea; Polystomatidea; Polystomatidae. The record is from the annotation of a GenBank genome assembly.
AUGGAUGAAAGGAUGGACGGACGGAAAGAUGAAUGGCUGUUCAAGUUGCAUGUCCUCUUUUUUGUCCUCUUCGGCCGACACGCAUGGCCGUUGGAUCUCGGUCCGGAUCGGUUCAACACGUCCGCUUGGCAUCGCGUGAAAACCGACCGCAAGGUCUUCAGCUCGAGCCCGGCCUGGCCACCGCCUGCGUCGCUUUCAAGCAAGCCUGAGACAAACUGCACCCAUUUUGGUCGUCAAGGCGUGAAACAUUUUUCCUUCUCUCCUCCACAAAGCUGGUCGCUUCUGGCAAACCGUCCAGUCGCAAAGUCCGUCAUGCGGAAACUGGCUCGAGGCAUUCUGAUCGAAAAAUGCCCA